AUGGGAAAAUGGGACCCCGGGAUAGGGGGACAGCGGGGCUCCGGGGAGCAGCGGCACUGGGACCCCGGGAUAGCGGGCCACGGAGACCCCGGGACCCCGAACCCCGGGAAAGCGGGACACGGGGACCGCGGGACACCGGGACACCACUGCAAGAAGAGCCAGAAGAAGAAGAAGAAGGCGGCUGAGGCCAGGGCAGGCGCUCAGGAGGGAGGGGAUGAGGCGGCAGGGCGGGUGGGCGCCAUCGAGGCCCUCACACGGGCCGGACACCGGGCGCUGGCCCUGGGCGCGGCGCGGGAGGCAGUGGGGUGCUUCAGGAAAGCCCUGCUCCUCUCCAGGGACACAGCGAGCCCCCGGCUCCACAGGGCUUGUGCCUUCAACCUGGGAGCUGCCUACGUGGAGACUGGGAAGCCCAAAAAGGGCUUUGAGUUCCUCCUCCAGUCCCAGCCCUCAGAGGCGGAGAGCGGGGACCACUCAGGGAGCCUUUAUUUCAGCGUCGGGGCGGCUCACGAAGGGCUCCAGGAUUUUCCAAAGGCUCUGGAGUGUUUUGAGCAAGUCUCCGGGCACGCCGGUGCUGCUCAGGCUGGCAGCCGAGCGGGGACCUGCGUGCAGAUGGGCUGCUGCUACCUGGGCAUGCGGGAGCCGGCGCGGGCCGCGCGGUGCUUCCUGGACGCGGCGCAGGCCUACGCGGCGGCGGAGAGCCCCGGGGCCGCGGCCGUGGCUCUGAGCAGGGCGAGCGGCUCCAUGCUGCAGAGCCGGCGGUUCCGGGCCGCGGACAUCGCCGGCGUCCUCGCCCGGUGCCGCUCGCUCUGCGAAUCCAUCCCCGACCCGGCCCUGCGAGGGAAACUCUACAGCGACAUCGGGCUCGGCUACUCGCAGCUGCACAUCUUCUCCCUGGCUGCCGAGAGCUUCGAGCGGGCGCUGGGGCUGUGCGGCGGGGAGCGGGACCGGCAGCGGGAGGCGGCGCUGCUGCAGAACCUGGGCGCGGCCCUCAACGCCCUGCGCAGCUUCGGCACCGCGCUGGGCUGGCACCGGCGAGCGGCCGCGCUGCACGGUGCUCUGGGGAACUGCAGGGCUCAGGGGCAGAGCUUUGGGAACCUGGCGUUCGCCUGCAGCCAGCUGGGGAAGCACGGGGAUGCUGCCGAGAGCUACCUGCACGCCCUGCAGGCCUUCAGGGACUCGGGGGACUUGCAGGGGCAGUGGCAAGCGUGUGAGGGGCUGGGUGCAGCGUAUUUGCACCUGGGACAUCCCCAGAAAGCCAUCGAGCACUAUCAGGAGGCCCUGGUUUUGCUUUCCCGCUGUCAGGACAGCCCCAGAGCUGCCCACAAACGGGUGGUGCACAAGCUCACAGAUGCCAUCCAGCACCGACUCCACCUCAGCCACCUCUCCUACCCUAACCCAGGCCUGGAGCCCAGCCAGCUGCGGUUUUGCUCCACACUGCCCCGUGCCAGUAGGACACAGCUCCAGGGGAGCAAGGUGGGGAAAGCCCAGGCUGAGGACGAGCUGUACUGGUGUGCACCAGGAGCACAUCCCAGGUAUUCAGGCACAAGAGUGGCCCUGACUGGUGGUCUCUCACUGGAGCCUUGCAACCCAAGUGGCCUCCUGGGCACCUCUGGGGAGGAUGAUGAUGGUCCCAGCUCAGCUCCAGGGUAUCACAGUGAGCCCCAGGCUAACAGCACGAGGACCACCAGCCCCCUGCCCCCGGCCAAGCUGCCCCAUGCCAGCCUCCAGCUCCGGCACCAAAAACACCAAACCCUCCAUCAGAGGCCUCCAGAGAGCCGUGACAAUGACCCCGCUGCUACUGCUGCCGGCUGCUGGUCCCGCCGGGGACCCCGCACGGCCACCAGGACUCUGUCCCUCGUCUGUAGCCUCGUGUGA
Messenger RNA from Melozone crissalis (California towhee), 1875 nucleotides. It is a transcript of the gene TTC24, whose product is annotated as tetratricopeptide repeat domain 24. Lineage: Eukaryota; Metazoa; Chordata; Aves; Passeriformes; Passerellidae. The transcript is spliced from 12 exons. Gene Ontology annotation, molecular function: protein binding. The record is from RefSeq and is a predicted model, not a curated record. The coding region runs from base 1 to 1875 and encodes 624 amino acids.